Messenger RNA from Racocetra fulgida, 607 nucleotides. The record is from the annotation of a GenBank genome assembly. NCBI's taxonomy places the organism in Eukaryota, Fungi, Glomeromycota, Glomeromycetes, Diversisporales, Gigasporaceae.
UACUUCAGCAUCACCUACAGAUUACUUCACUUCGCAACCAAUGCAGCAACGACAAAGACAACAAACACCUACGACCACCUCAUCACCUAUUAAUUUCUCGACAAACACGUUUAAAUCUCAUGCAAGAACAAAUUCAAUGGCCUUGGACUCCAUCGAACAUGAAAGUGAAACCGGAACGACAAUGAUGACGGAACCAAUGAGGAAUAUAGGAUUACAAAAUGUUCAUAAUUCGCAGCAAAGGUACGUCUUUAUGGAUACGAAUGACAAUAAUCCCUCUAUUGACAAUAAUAUCAAUAAUGGGUUUGUUGUUGAGGGAAGUGGUGUCUAUGGUCGAAUGUCUUCCUCCAAUGAGACUCACCUCCGAAUUUUCAACAAGAUCCCACAACGUCUGAGGAAGAAAGAAGACGACAUAAACUACUAUACCGAAUAUCCUUCUAAUAACGAUCAAUCAAGAAUGUCUAACGCUAAUGCCAUAAAUGUCCUAUCUCGAAGAUCGAGUUGCGGCAAUUGCGGAGGUUUCAAGUUCGGUAAUCACACUGGUUAUCUUGAAGUCACUUCCAUCGGUGUUGGCCAUGGUGAUGAUUAUGAACAAUAUGAUGGAUUAUAA